Messenger RNA from Triticum aestivum (bread wheat), 1834 nucleotides. Its product is annotated as alpha-amylase type A isozyme. The coding region runs from base 112 to 1434 and encodes 440 amino acids. Lineage: Eukaryota; Viridiplantae; Streptophyta; Magnoliopsida; Poales; Poaceae. The record is from RefSeq and is a predicted model, not a curated record. Gene Ontology annotation, molecular function: calcium ion binding; alpha-amylase activity. The transcript is spliced from 4 exons. Gene Ontology annotation, biological process: carbohydrate metabolic process.
CUGGAGUACCAUCGAGUCCCCUGCCUAUAAAUACCAAGCACGUAGUACCCUUGUAGCCAUCAACCGGCCAGUCAUUCGGAGAAGAAGCAGAGUGCCUUUUGAGAUAGAGCCAUGGGGAAGAACACCCACCUGUGCUGUUUCUCGCUGCUGCUGCUGCUGCUGCUUCUGUUCGCCGGGCUGGCAUCCGGCCACCAGGUCCUGUUUCAGGGGUUCAACUGGGAGUCGUGGAAGCAGAGCGGUGGGUGGUACAACAUGAUGAUGGGCAAGGUCGAUGACAUCGCCGCCGCCGGAGUCACCCACGUCUGGCUCCCGCCGCCGUCGCACUCUGUCGCCAACGAAGGUUACAUGCCAGGUCGGCUGUACGACAUCGACGCAUCCAAGUACGGCAACGCGGCGGAGCUCAAGUCGCUCAUCGCGGCGCUCCACGGCAAGGGCGUGCAGGCGAUCGCCGACAUCGUCAUCAACCACCGGUGCGCCGACUACAAGGACAGCCGCGGCAUCUACUGCAUCUACGAGGGCGGCACCUCCGACGGCCGCCUCGACUGGGGCCCCCACAUGAUCUGCCGCGACGACACCACCUACUCCGACGGCACCGCCAACCUCGACACCGGCGCUGACUUCGACCACGCGCCUGACAUCGAUCACCUCAAUGAACGCGUCCAAAGGGAGCUCAAGGAGUGGCUCCUCUGGCUCAAGAGCGACCUCGGCUUCGACGCGUGGCGCCUGGACUUCGCCAAGGGCUACUCGCCGGAGAUGGCCAAGGUGUACAUUGACGGCACGUCCCCGAGCCUCGCCGUGGCCGAGAUUUGGGACGACAUGGUCCCCGGCGGCGACGGCAAGCCCAACUACGACCAGGACGCGCAUCGGCAGAAUCUGGUGAACUGGGUGGACAAGGUGGGCGGCGUUGCGUCUGCGGGCAUGGUGUUCGACUUCACGACCAAAGGGAUUCUGAACGCCGCCGUGGAGGGCGAGCUGUGGCGGCUGAUCGACCCGCAGGGGAAGGCUCCCGGCGUGAUGGGGUGGUGGCCGGCCAAGGCCGUCACCUUCGUCGACAACCACGACACCGGCUCCACCCAGGCCAAGUGGCCAUUCCCCUACGACAAGGUCAUGCAGGGCUACGCGUACAUCCUCACCCAUCCCGGCAUCCCAUGCAUCUUCUACGACCAUUUCUUCAACCUGGGGUUCAAGGACCAGAUCGCGGCCCUGGUGGCGAUCAGGAAGCGCAACGGCAUCACGGCGACGAGCGCCCUGAAGAUCCUCAUGCACGAAGGGGACGCCUACGUCGCCGAGAUCGACGGCAAGGUGGUGGUGAAGAUCGGGUCCAGGUACGACGUCGGGGCGGUGAUCCCAGCCGGGUUCGUGACCACGGCGCACGGCAACGACUACGCCGUCUGGGAGAAGACCGCAGCCGCGGCCACACUACAACGGAGCUGAAGCCUCCACUGAAGCGCGGCGGCAACAUGAUUUGAACUACAUUGUCCGUUCUGCUAUACACACGCAGAUAUUGUUAUUGUAGUAUAUACUUGUACCCAGAAAUGAGCUUUACGAAUGGCUCACACGACUAUAGUAAAUAAAGUAUUGAGGAUACGAAGAGGUAUAGAAGGCAAUUGGGCCAUUUGGAUGCUUCAGGAUAAAGGAAAGGAAAAUACAGUUCCAGGGCAAGAAAGAAAAAAUCAACGGUAAUACCUGACGAUGACAUUGUUAUGACGAUGACACACCAUAUAUGAUUUACACAAUGGUUCCAGUAAUAUGAGGAGCACGCCGGCAUGCCAGGAAGUAAGAAACAACAAAUCGACGGUUUUUCUGACUACUGCAAAUAAGAUUUCCUCAGUAA